This is a messenger RNA of Tetrahymena thermophila SB210, 810 nucleotides long. RefSeq lists its product as hypothetical. The transcript is spliced from 7 exons. The record is from RefSeq and is a predicted model, not a curated record. NCBI's taxonomy places the organism in Eukaryota, Ciliophora, Oligohymenophorea, Hymenostomatida, Tetrahymenidae.
AUGACUGAUAACUACAAUUUUAAAGAUAAUUACCUAAAUAAAAACACAUAUCUUUCCUAAAUAGAUGCUUAAACAGAAUAAUCUUAGGAAUUCCCACAAAACUCUAAAUUAAUUAACCAAAAUACAGAAAGCCUCUUUUGUCUUACAAAAUAUUAAGAAUCAAUCAAAUAAAAAAUAGAUACUAGUAUAUUUGUUAAAUGCGAGCUAAAAAAUACAGAGAUUGAUUUAAAAUAAAAGAACUCAUUUAAUUUAGCAGAUUCGUAUGCUGACAUAGAAGAAGAUGAUGAUGAUACUAAAGAAACAAUUAACUCUAUAAAUAGCUUAAAAAUAAAAAAUUUUACAUACAAUUCAGGAAUCUGCGAUACUGAAAAUAAGCGUAACACGAAUGAAAUAUCUAAUUACUCAACAAUCCAUUCUCAAAUUUUAAAAUCUAAAGUAUUGGAUUCAGAUUAAAAACAAAAAAACUUUAUUGAUGAUAAGGAAGAAGAAAGUUAUGAUUAAGAUGAAAAUUAAAGCAAAAAAAGUUUAGAUAAUUCGUAUUAUUAAAAAACUGAGAAAAGCAUGAUGAGUAGUAUAAAAAGUUCUUUACAUAAAACUAUUACCUUCUAAGACCUUAAUUAAAAAAAUGCAUGUGAAAGCAAUGAAGAAGAUUUUAAGAAAUUAUUAUAUUUACUUCAAUAAAAUUAGGUUGAUAAAAUCAAAAAAUUACAUUAUCUAGAUUAAUUUUCUUAAGAGAAUUUAAAAACAAUUAGUAAAUCAACAUUGAAAAGAUCUCAAACAUUUGAUCAGAACUAAAGUAAAAUAAUUUGA